AAGCAAGCUCCGCAGGCAAUUGCCUCUGCCUUGGAAGACAGCCCUGCACCUUCCUACCUCAGGAAGCCUCAUGGAGCAGCUCCACCCUGCACCCUCUUCCCUGUAGGCACCUUGCACCCAUGGGGUCAAACAGGCUUGCCUGGUGCUGCUACAAACAACCCCUCUGCAGUGCCACAAAUCCAACUCAAUGGUGUAACAUUGGAAAGUGUCUAUCACUUCUCCUACCUGGGCAGUUAUUUUUCCACAAGGGUGGACAUUGAUGCCAAAAUACAGCAUCGCCUGAGCUCUGCGACUGCAGCUUUCUCUUGAGGACAGGGACAUUCGCAGGGAAACCAAAAUGCUUGCUUACAAAAGCUAUUGUACGACCAACCUUACUGUACCGUGAAACGUGGACCACUUAUAAAAGCCAUCUCCUUGAAAGAUUCCUUCAACAGUGUCUCCGAAAUUUUUUACACAUCACUUGGGAAGACAGGUGAAGUAAUGUCAGUAUACAGGAUGAAGCAAAGAUCACCUGUGAUUCUUCAACAUCAACUUCGUUGGACUGGUCAUGUUGUUCGGAUGCCCGAUUAUCAUCUUACAAAGCAACUACUCUAUUCCAAACAUAAAAAUGGAAAGCAUAAUGCUAGUGGUCAACAAAAGAGGUUCAAAGACUCUCUCAAGGCAAAUCUAAAAAAAUGUAGUAUAAACACCGACAACUGGGAAACACUGUCCUGCAAGUGCUUCAGUUGGAGAACAGCCUUUACCAAAAGUGUCACGGACUUUGAAGACGCUCAAACUCAGGAUGAAAGGGAGAAACGCGCUAAGAGGCAAACCCUCACCAUGAUCAACUCCCGCCCAGAAACCAAUGUCCCCACUGUGGAAGGACGUGUGGAUCCAGGAUUGGCCUCCACAGUCACUUACGGACUCACUAUUAAAACCGUGUUUAUGGAAGACAAUCUUACUCGGCUACGAGGGAUCGCCAAAGAAGAAGAUGAAGACCCUGCGGGGGGGGGGGGGCUCCCUUACAAGAACCCCUCAGGCGUGCUUCUCUCAGCCCGGCAACAUCAGCCCUGGAGCAGCCCCCGAGCGGAGGCAGCGCUCCUUGUCCGAGGGGAGCCUCCGCCGAAACGAGCAGCAAGCGGCCGAGCACCCGCCCUUCCUCGCGUCUCCCUCCUUCCCAGCCAGCCUGGGAAGGGCAGUGGGCGGGGACCGCCGGCUGACAGGCAGGCCGCGCCUCUCGAAGGCGCCGAGCUCGGGGCUCCCGGCAGCCCCCCAGACGGAGGGCGGGCGGCUGGCUUUGCGCUUGCUCAGCCGCCGCCCAAGUCCGGGGGGAAGCCGGCAGGUCUCUCUCUGCAAAGCGAGGGAGGGAAGGAGGCAGCGCCGGCUCCUCCAUCUUCUUGUGGCGCAGGGAAGGGGCAGGCCCGAGCUCCUGGGAGGAGGAAGGAUGCCCGCCAAGUGAGCGCUGGCCUUCCAUCCCAGAAAGAGGCCGGUGCCUUAGGGGGGGUCGGCCCAGAUGCAAAGCAACCAGGGCGACGUCAGCGCCUCAGCGGAGGAGCAGCCCCAGCCUGCGCCUCCCGCCGCCUCGCCGACCCCUUCUCCAAUGGCGCUGGCUGGGCCCGAAGAGGGCAGCGGCCGCGGCGGAGCCCCGGGCCCCGAAGGCGCCCUCAGCCUGAACCCUGGGCAGCAGCAGCAGCAGCAGCAGCUGGAGGAGGAGAUGGAGAAGCUGCAGGAGGAGAACGAGGCCCUCAAGGUGAGCAGGAGGAGAGGAGGGCGGCGGGUGUGGCCCAGCCGGGAGGGGGAGGAGAGCCCUUUAUUCUGCUCUCUCUUCUGUUGUCAACCCGGCUUGUAGGAGGCGAAGUGAUAGAGAACAGAUAACCCCCCCAUCUCAGCAGCAGGUGCUAGAAAAGGGGAAAGAAAGCAGGUUCCGUCCUUUGGGGGGGGGGUUGUACAAAUGAUAGUCGUUUUUGUGUGCCACCGAAAAGGAAAACCAUUAUAUUCCAUUCUAGUUCUUAAUGGUGCAGCUUCCUGUUGUUCUAUUCCCUUGGUAAAAUGUGGGAAACUUCUGCCUUAGAAAAGUUGAGUUCCCUGGAGGAAAGUAGCCCUGGCCAUUUCAGACCUGAUGCUAGCCCACAGAUGGCGAAAAGCACUAUAUAGGCAGCCGUGUGUGCCUUGCCUCAUAAUCACUCCCUGUGGCAUGCUUCUCACAUGUCACAUAUGUGUUUUCCCUUCAGACUCUCUGAAACAUGCAUGGCUGACAUGCUGUGCAAUGGUAAGGCCCUGGAUUUUCAUCCAGCAGAGGAAGCCAUCUAUCCUGUUUGCUGCAUGCACUUGUCCCUUCAUGACAUACUUUAUUCUGAAUGUUAAGGGAGAAUGCUUAACAUAACAGCAUAACAAUUACUCUUUUCAGAUCACAUUCCCUCUACAGUUUGUCUCAUCCGUGAGGGAAGGGUCUUGCAUUCCAGGCAUGUCUUAAGAGUACAUCUACACUUUUACAGUUAGUGGUAAAAUGUUCAGUGGAGUAGCAAGCCAUAAUUCCGCUGUCUAGCUAUGGCUAUGGUGUGUUGAGAAAGUGAAGACUCAGCACACAAAUUGUGUUCCUAUGUAGAACUGGUAAGCUGUAUCACAGGGGUGGGGAACCUUUUUCAGUCUAAGCGUUGGAUCAACUUCCAGGAGCUGCAUGACACCAGAGGGUAUGGUCAGGGGCAAAAGUGGGUGGGAGAACGGAUAUGACUCUUGCUUUUUUACAGGAGUUUACAUCCAGUCACUUGUCAGAAGUUGCUCUACACCAGUGUUUUCCGAACUUGUGUCUCUGGUUGUUCCCAUGAUCCCUGGCCACUGGUCCUGCUAGCUAGGGAUGAUGGGAGUUGUAGUCCAAAAACAGCUCAGGUUUGGGAAACACAGCUUUACAUACACAUACACAUACACAUACACAUACACAUACACACACACACACACCUUUCUCCAUCCAGGCAAGCAAAAGACCAUCCCAGCAAGGGAAAGCCACUUGAGGAGGGGGUGGAGCAGGGCCAGCAUGGGCGUGGCCUAGUGAAAGGGGGUGUGGCCUUAGAAGGGCACAUGGCUUAGGGAAAGUUCUGAGGGCCAGCUAUAAAGAGGCCUGGAGGGCCAUAUUUGACCCUCUGUUCCCCACUCCUGCUGGUGGAAGUGGUGGCAAAACCAAGUUCUUCCCACACUGCAUAACUCUCAUCCACCCAUGAUUUUAUCAUUGAUUACCUCUUGGUAUACAUGCCACACAUGUGAUGUUUGAAGGGCAGGCAUAAGAUAGUGAUUGAUGCUUUUGGUUGUUGUUGUUUUAAGUGAAGAUCAACUUAAGUCCCAUUUUUCCUUUCAUUUUAUUAAUGUGAACUUGCAUUGCCUGAUGCAUUUCCGACUAUCCUUUCUGAACGGGUGCCAGAAUGAGAUAGAUGAGCUGAGGACUGAGAUGGAUGAGAUGAGGGACAGCUUCUUUGAAGAGGAUGCCUGCCAGCUGCAAGAAAUGCGCCACGAAUUGGAGAGGGCCAACAAAAACUGCAGGAUCCUUCAGUACCGUCUUCGAAAGGCAGAGCGCAAGAGGCUCCGCUAUGCACAGACCGGGGAGAUUGACGGAGAACUUUUGCGAAGCUUGGAGCAAGACCUGAAGGUAAACAGGACCAGAAGCUGGCAAGUAGGUGGGAAGGCAGUGAGGGGGAAGUACAGGUAGACUAUGAAAGUAUCAUAGGCUCAAGCUGUUAAACGGAAAGCAGAGAUCUGAUUUGUCUCAUGGUUCUAAGAGUCAGUAAUUUGAUGACCUGGAUCCUGACUCUCAGAACUCACUUUCUAGAUAGCUCACUUUCAGAUACAGUGGUACCUUCAGUUGCGGACGGGAUCCGUUCUGGAGGUCCGGUCGGAUCCUGAGGUUUCCGCAACCUGAAGACCGCUACUGCGCAUGUGCGCGCGGCGAAACCUGGGCAAAUACUUCUGGGUUGCCGCUUUCGCAUCCUGAAGUUUACGUAAUCAGGGGGUUAUGUAACAGGAGGUACUACUGUAUUUACCCCUUUUCCAGUUAUCAGAGAGUAAAUUCCUAGGUAUAUUACACUCUGUUGCUUUGACAGUUGUUCCAUUGAGCUCUGUGGAAAGCGUGAUGAGGCUGUGCUGCUCACUUGACCUCUCUUCAGCCCAGCCACUACUGCAUAUUGGGAUGGAAAGGAGGGAGGACAAAGACAAUGCAGUAGAAAGGGCCAACUGGAGUGACAGGUUGGCUCCACUGGCAUGUUUGCACCUCACUGCCUGACCCCUCAGCGACUCGGCUAAAAGAGAGGUCAGGUGAGUGGUGCAGCCACCAACCCACCAUGUUGUCCGCUGCUGCUUUAAACUAAUUCAGUUAAUAGACUGAAAUACAUUUCUGUAGUGCCAGAGCCUCUUAGCUUGAAAUGAAUCUGCGCAUUGACACAUCUUGAAAAUAUAACUUAGAAUUUAAUAGAGGUUUGAAUCCAAUUAAAUUAUACUUGCAGUAGAAAACAAUGAACUUUUAAGUUGUAUCGAUUGUUUUCACUGAGUAUGCUUUAAGUGUGAUAUAAGUUGGAUACAAUCCGUAAUUCAUCACUCAUUAUUAGAAAGAAAAGCCAUUUUAAGGGUUUCCUUUGCAUUCCAUUUUGCAUACCAGAAGCAAAAUAGCUAAAAAAUAAAUGUUUGCCCUUCUAGAGCAACAAGUGAAAAUCGGUACUCACCAAAUAAAAUUGCUACCCAUGAUUUAUCUACUAAAGUGUUACUUGAUUAAUCAACUAAUUAUAAGGUGUACAGUUCCAGUUGUAAAGAGGCUUUUCCAUUGAAAAAGCAAGUGAGACUCCCAUGUUAAAGCCCAACUUUGGGUAGCAUUGUGUCCAGUGUUCUAAUAGAUAGAGAACUGGUCUUUGACCUAGAAAUUCCAUGUACAAGUACAACCUAAGUCCUGUAAUCAUGGGAUACUACCAGUGCUCAGAGUCACACUGUCUGGAAAUAAUCAGGAAUAAGCUAGAGUGCAUGUGAACUGAGUAAUAAUAAUAAUAAUAAUAAUUAAUAAAAAAUAAAUAAAUAAAUAAAUUUAAAUUAAAUUAAAUUAAAUUAAAUUAAAUUUCUGUGAAACCCUUCACCCAAGGAUUACAGGAUGGUUUACAAUAUAUAUAAAAAAGAAUGCAUACCAUAGUAGCAAAUGAAAACAAUACCUCCCACAGUUUAAAAGGCCAUGUAAAGUAUUUAAUUAGCCAAAGGCCUGGGAGAAGAGUUUUGGCCUGGUGCCUAAAUAUUUGUAAUGAAGGCGCUCAUGUUUUUAAAAUCAGUGGAGACUUCUAAUGGAAUUGGAUUGGAGACAAAACUAAUCAGAAUGCCAUUCUGGCUCUAGAAUACACUAAUCAGCUCUGUUUUUGUUGGCUGAAAACAGGAUUAUAAACAUCACAUGAUCAUAGGGUUGUAUCAAACUUAAGAGUAGACCCAUUGCAUCAAUUGACCUAAGUGAUUUAUGCCUAUUAAUUUUCAUGUGUCUAUGCUGAGUAUGACUAACAUUGUAUACAACCAGCACUUUUUUUUCUGGGGGGACGCAGGGGUAUGCAUACCCCUAAAUAUUUUGUGAAUCUUUGUACUUUUGUCCAUUUACUGUAUUUAUUUCCCCCGAUUUGAACUAUAAAAUGGUGAUUUGCUUGAGUCAAAAUGAGAGUACCCCUAAACCUUUUUUUUAAAAAAAAACAGCACUGUAUACAACCCAUAAUUAUCUUCGCCACAAAAAUGUUGUCUUUAAAUUUUAAAAUUCUGUUCCAUUAGGUUGCAAAAGACGUUUCAGUGAGACUUCACCAUGAGUUGGAAAACGUGGAAGAAAAACGUACCACCACAGAAGAUGAAAAUGAAAAGUUAAGACAGCAGCUGAUAGAAGUAGAGAUUGCUAAACAGGCUCUGCAGAACGAACUUGACAGGAUGAAAGAGGUUAAUGUUCAGUAUUUACUUUUGGGGAAAUGCGUUUUUAUUCUACCCUGAAUUUUAUAAUGGUUGGAAUAGUAGUGCAUGCACUUAAUGGAGGAGGACGUCAGAGAUUCUCAGAAUGCUUGACUAAGUAAGGAUCCUAAAACGCAAUGAAUAAUUUGCUUCGUAGAAAUGAGAACAUAAAUGAGGGAAACAGUAAACAUUUCCUAGAAUUAAAAAUGGCUGCCCCUUUCGUACCUUUGCUCUUGGUCAGUUUUUGCCUUCUACUGUGAAUUGUUGGUUUUCAUGGAUGAGUAGAAAAGAUUUGUAUUUGUUAGCUUCUAUGUAUUUGUUUGCUGAAAAGCAUUCCCUGUACCUGUCUUUGAAAUGAGAUACGUUUAUUCUGGAAUGCUAUUGAGAGUGCUCUUGUGCUCUUGUUUUGUUGAUGAAAUUCUCAUAGGUAUCUGGUAGGCUGGACUGGAUAGACACUUGAUCUGAUCCAAUAGGACUCUUCUUACCAUAAAAUAAGGCAUGUCUGUGCUACUGGAUUUUUAGAAAAAGUAAAGCCAAACAAAGCUGCUAGUUCAACCGCUUACACUCCCAUUGAGUUUAGAGAACAUAAAACUAUGGGCCAUAAUCCAGUCGUCUUUGUAGGUGUAUCCAACAACCUGCAUGAGUCCUAUGAGAUUUGUGAUAGUGAACUGCAACACCCAGUUCAAACAUUAAUAGCCCAAAUUUAUUUCUUACUGCCGUGCUUCCUUAUACCUACCUGUGUUAUUAAUUAGCGAUAGAUAAAUCUACAUAGCCCUUCAGGUUUACUGAACUAUUUACUGGUUUGUAUUUGGAUAAUGAAACUGCUAAUGAAGUGCUCGAAUGGCUAUAUUAAGAGUUGUUAAAAUUUGGCCUACAUUGUUCUGGUGUGGCCCAGUUGCAUUGUGCCUCAUUACAAAAGGGUCUAGAUCAUUCACUGGCACCCACACUGUGAAAGGGAGUGUUUGCAUUGGCUUGCAUCUUUAGCUGUCAAUCUAAAUUGACUGCAGAAAUAUCCUAUCUCUUAAAUGACGAUAUUGGAUCCUGAUUGGCAGCUAAUUAUACACCAGGAUUUAUGAUUCUCUUUUUGUGUGCGUUUUUGUUAAGCCAGCACCCAUUUUGAAUAUCUCUGCUCCUUCUGUUUUCCCAAUCCCUCCUCCCCACCCUGCUUUGCUGUUGUUUUGGGGUGGUGGUAAAUGGUAUUUAUUCAAAUUCACGUUUAUUGUUUUCCCAUAUUGAUUGGUUGAUUACUUACCUUUGGGCAAGCUCUCACUGGAAUUAUGUAUGUUGGUGCAGAGAACAUUUCAUUGGUAAAAAAAUUGAGUAGUCCCCAGUUUCCAUACCAGGAAGAACUAUUUUGUGACUUCCUGUAAUGGAAUAAGGAGCCAGAGAAGAAAGAAGUCUGCUGUAUCUCUGCUUGUUAGACAAACCAGGCACAGAUUACUGAAAGAAGAUAGAUGGUGAUACCAUUGAUUAAUAUCUUGACACUCAGGGCAUUGGAAGAAAAUAAAUGAGGCUCUUUUCAAGAGCUUGGUGUAUUACAGGUAAUUUCUGGGUGACAUAACACCUCAGUAGUUGGUAUUAUAUCAUUCUUUUCUUCUCUCAUGAGGAGAAGUAGAAUAUGUGCCAAGUGACACUGUACCACACUGAUUAAAUGGUUAGUUAGGGAACAGGGUGUAGAUCUGUAUGUAUUAAACACCAAAAAAUGUAAUAUCUGAAUGUAUGCGGGGAUUGGGUUACAAGUGCUAAUAACUGCUCCAAAUUAUGAAUAGUUCCUCUCUUAUCUCUGCUUGUACUGCUGCUAAUAAUGAUUAGCACAGUAGUUAGGUUUGUUUUUAUCAUGUCUAUGGAAUGGACAGGGAAAAUUUGGUUACAGUAAUUUAUGCUGUGGUAACUUCAGGGCUGAAUUAUUGCAAUGUACUUUAUGCUGGGCUGCCUUUGAAAAUGAGUUGGAAGCUUCAAUUACCUUCAAGAAGCUUCAGUGUGUCUGCCCAACUGUUGACACGUUCGAGGCAAACCCGCUCUUUCGUGGCUACAUGUAUGCUUCCAAGUCCAAUUCAGAGUGCUGGUUUUGACCUAUAAAGCUUUUUCUGGCUCAGGGCCCCAAUAACACCUUCCCUGAACCCUUAGAUCUUAUUCUGAGACCCUUCUUUGGUUCUGCCCUUUGCAGAGUCUCAAAGGAUGGUGACAAGAGAGGAAGGCCUAUUCAGUUGUGGUUCUGUAUAUUCAUGCAUUGCUUCCAUGGAAUGCUCUACCUAGUGAGGUCUGCCUGGCAUCUUUCCUAACUGAUUUUGUUGUGCUGUUUGUGUGCUGCCCAAGCUGCCUGUGGUUGUUAUUGUGUGUGUGUGUGUGUGUGUGUGUGUGUGUAUGAAUGAAUUGCAGGUGUUUGUAUGCAAAUACUAAAUUCACCACAGUUGUCAGAUAAGGAAUUUGAAAUUUAAUUUUAGUUGAAACUUGCAUAUCCAAUAAAUUCCUUGUUCUAGUUUUCAGAUGACUGGCCAUCAUGCCUUGGAAAUAUUUGCUCUGCACCUGCUACCAUUCUGGUUGCUUAUAAUAAACAGAUACUUAUAUUAAUUUAAAGCAUGAUUGAUAGUGUCUGCCCUAGAAAUCUAAUUACCAGAAGCAUAUGACUAUGCCUUUGGUUUGACUCUGCCUUUAAUUGGAAUAGAUGCCAGCAGUUUAGAUUACAAUAAUGUGAUUUAGUUCAAUGGUUAUAAAAAUGACAGUAUACCAGGAAAGUAGGCCUUCCUGAUAUUGGUGGAGGGAGGUAUAUUUCACACAGCUCAGUUGGUUGGAGUGUGGUGCUAAUAACGCCAUGCAUUGCAGGGAGUUGGACUAGAUGAUCCUUGAGGUCCCUUCCAAUCUGCAAUUAUAUGAUUCGAUGUGGUUGACUUUCAUUUGAAAGAUGCAAAGUCUGAGCAGGAGGAUUUUCAUGAGAGCUUAACACAAGUUGGUUAGUUCCCCACCCACUCAAGCACUAUAUUAUUCAGCAUAAUUAAAACAGCUGGAGAACAUGUAGCUUGAAUGUAAAAGGGGGGAAAUGGAUCUCGACCCUAUAACAGCACAAAAGAUGAGAAAAAACAGCACCUAGCGUUGCACUGAACAGAAAGGUGUGUAUUUGAUACAUAGGGUCAUAUUCCUCUUCUCCCCCGCUCCCCAGACCUCUGUAUGUGCUCAAAAUCAGCUGUGGAGUGUUGGGUCAUCCUCCAAAGCAGAUCUGGAGGGAAAGCAGGCAAAUGUAAAGUCUUAUUGUGCCAGCAGUUGUAUGUGUGUGAAGCAUUGGAUACAACCCAUUGCUUCCUUCCUCCCCCCCCCCCCCCCACCAAAGUGUGCAUCUAACAAACAGGAAAGCAGGGCUUUUUGCCUCCCUGGUGAGUAUAAUGAAGAGGCCCAUCCAGCACUAGGAGGGAGAACCACUGGUGCUUUUUUCUACUUCCAUUUGAAUUCUUAGCUGGGCUACCAUUUAGAAUGCUAGCCUGUCAUCUUCCAGUUACUUGCAGUGAUUAUGGACAACUCUGGAUCACUGUCAGUAAAGAUGAAUACUUUUGCCACUUUUAAAAAACCAGGAUCACAUGAUUAUGAUGCGGACAUAUAGAGGCCCAUCCUUAAAUCCAAUUCAAGUACCAUGGCUAAAUCGAGUUGUGGAUUGACUAUUGGUUUUUCCUCUGAAUUUUCAUCAACUUUAAUAUGCCAGUGAAAGCAAUAUGAAGUUUGUGUAUUCCAUAUAUAGAGAGGUAGAAGAGUGGUAAACAAGUGCUAUCUCUUUCUACUGAACUGUUGAUACAUUGCUUGUCAAAACUGCCUUUAAUUUCUGUUGAAAUUCAAAGAAAGGAUAAAAAUGCUUUGCUUUUUGCAAACCUAAAAACAUCAGACAGGCAACCGAGGAUAUUAAACUUGUCAUGAAAUGUUUUUCACAGAACACUGGGCCUCACAAAGCUGUAGGGCAUACUGGGGCAGCAGGAACACAGCAUUCUUCAAGUCAAAGAUAUAGAACUGUAGGGGAUGACAGUAUCCAAAGGUCGUCUUGUCUACCUCUUGCCUGCAAAGGAACCGAAUGUUUUGCAUCUGGCCACAGUUAUUUAUGUACUGGCAGCAUCUUGUUUAGUUCACUAUAAUGCUUUCUACGUGGGGCUGCCUUUGAGGUCUGUUCAAAAAUGACACAUUUUGCCAAUUCCUUAACAAUCAAACUGGUUCCUGGUCUGUUUCCAAACACAGUUCAAAGUGUCCCUCUUGACCUGUAAAUCCCCAAACGGCUUAGGGCCAGGCUACUUGUAGGACCACUGCUUCCACUUGAAAGCACCUGGGUGUUAAGAUCAGCUUUGGAGGCCUUGCUCUGGUUUUGUUACCCUUUGAACUGGUUGGUGGCAGGCCUUUUCCACUGUGGCACUUUAUAUUUGCAACUCCCCUUCUGGAAAGUUUGCUUGCCACUUUCUUUGUUUUCCUUUUAGUAAGUGGUGAAAAACUUUUCAUACCCCCAGCCCUUAAAUGUGUUUCAACACUUAAACCCAUAUGGUGGUGUGGAACUCCCUCCCAUCAGAUGUCAAAGAAAACAACAAAUAUCUGAUGUUUAGAAGACAUCUGAAGGUAGCCCUGUUUAUGGAAGUUUUUAAUGACUGAUGUUUUAAUGUAUUUUUAAUCUUUUGUUGGAAGCCGCCCAGAGUGGCUGGGGAAACCCAGCCAGAUGAGCUGGGUAUAAAUAAAUAAUUAUUAUUAUUAUUAUUAUUAUUAUUAUUAUUCGGUAGGCGUGUGUGCGUGUAAUGCUGAGGUUUUAUUUCCUGCUUUCUCUUGUUUUGAGAUUUUAAAAAAUAUUCUGUUAAACUGCUUUAUUUUAAAUCAUGCUAAGAGCAUUUGCUGAAGACCUCCAAAGAAAUAAACAGACCUUCCCAUUUUGUGAGGGGAAAUGAGUUCAUUUAUUGCAUCCUUAGAUCUUCAAAGUAGUAUCAAAAUCAUUCUGUUUUAGAAUCAUGGUAAACAAAGGGUACAUAUCUGGGAGACAAGUAUUUACAAUUAUCUUGGGUCAGUUACUUCCAACUAAAAAGUCUGUUUGCAGUUACAUUGAAUAUGCUUUUUGGUUCCUGGUGAGGUUUUUUAUGUUGUUGUUUUUUUGGACUGUUUGUGAAUUAUUAUUUUUAAUAUUCAAAGUACUCCAAAGUAUGUUAUACAAAUGAACAACAACAACCUGAAUUGUAUAAAAAUAUCCUGGUCUCUGAAUUGUGGAGCAACCAAUAUUUUGGGGGGGGGGACAACAUCUGGUUUUUGAAAAAGCUUCUUGUGAUUUCAAUGGUUUAAUGGAUUUAUAUUGUAGUCAAGCCUAUUGAGUUGUUAACUUUUCUCAGGAUUAGCCAAUUGUUUUUUAUUUUGCAUUGUUUUAACAGUGUUAAAUGUUUUAUUGUAUUUGUAUAUAUUGUUGUGUAUUAGUUGGAGAUACAUGACUGUUUUAAAAAACAAAUAUACAUUUAGUAAAAUGCAUACUAUACUUUAUCUUUCUUUUAUAGCAAUCCAUGAAAAGAAGAGGAAGCAAAGACUUGCAAAAAUCAGAAAAAAAGUCACAACAGACACCCACUGAGGUAACCUCAAAUACUUCUGUCUGUCCCAUGGCACAACCCAGUAAACCUUAUGGUUAUUAAAUAAAAAAAAUCAUUGGUGCAAGCCUUUCCUUAGUCAGCAUAAUUGGAAAACUGUGACUAUUCUUAUGGUGCUCAUUUAGUAGCCUGUUAGUAACCAAAUUUUUAAAUGUCGUUUUAGUAAGCUAGUUAUAGAAGCUAGUUAUAGAGAAGUUCCUAGCAUCUGCACUCCUGAAAUUUAAAGUUGGGGCUAUUCUUGAAUGGCUAUUACAGUGAUACUUGGAAAAAUAAUGGAAACAGCUAUAUUUUACUUGAAAAGAUGGCACAGACCAUGUCCCUGCUAUAUUGAUGUCCUUUAUCUCUUGGUCAGAGAGAUUUUCAGCUUUCAGAAUCUUAACAGUUCUCAUGAGCAAACUCAGGGCCACUUCACACAUCACUUGCUUUUAGGUGAACCCUUGUACUUCAAACAUAACCUGUGAAUGCAAUAAACACAAACGUGUCUGACAUACAGGUGUACUGUUAAGGGAGUUAUGAUAGGUUGCAGCUUCCUGUUGAUUGUUUUGGCAGAUUGCCAACCAUUUGUCAAUGUACUAUCAACAGGAAGCUGCAACCUAUCAUAACUCCCUUAACAGUACACCUGUAUGUCAGACACGUUGUGUAAUGUGUGAAAUAGCCCUUGGUAGAGAGUAAAACCUGCUACUGAGUAGGUUUUGAGGUGUAAUGGUUCAGAACAUGGAGUAAUGAUUUUUAAAAUAGGUUUAGUGGCACAUUUUGCUUUUGUUUGAUAUUUGAAAUGUGUAUCAAAUAGAACCAUACCUUCAUGGAGUUCACUGGGGCUAUUAUUUUAUGAUUUGGAAUUUUCAUUUGCUGAAUUGCCAAAUGGUGUCAUCACUUGUCUAGUAACUGUUGGAUCUUCUUUCUUUUUUCUAAGGAGGACAAUGAAGAUCUGAAAUGCCAGUUGCAGUUCAUCAAAGAAGAAGCUACUCUGAUGAGGAAAAAGUUGGCCAAAAUAGACAAGGAAAAGGACAGAUUUGAACAUGAACUACAAAAAUAUCGGUCAUUUUAUGGUGAUCUAGACAGUCCCUUACCAAAAGGGGAGGCUGGAGGCCCACCUACCACAAGAGAAUCAGAACUCAAGCUUCGUCUGAGGUUAGUAGAGGAAGAAGCCAAUAUUCUGGGAAGGAAAAUAGUGGAGCUGGAAGUAGAAAACAGAGGGCUGAAAGCAGAGCUUGAUGACUUGAGAGGAGAUGAUUUCUCAGGGGCAGCCAACCCGCUGAUGGGGGAGCAGAAUGAAUCACUCUCUGAGUUACGGCAGCAUCUGCAGCUAGUUGAAGAUGAAACGGAGCUGCUGAGAAGAAACUUGGCUGAUGUAGAAGAACAAAACAAGCGCAUCACAGCAGAGCUGAACAAAUACAAAUACAAGACUGGGGCUCAUGACAGUUCAAGGCAUCACGACAGCGCCAAGACAGAAGCGCUCCAGGAAGAGCUCAAAGCUGCCCGCAUGCAGAUCAAUGAACUCAGUGGUAAGGUCAUGCAACUUCAGUAUGAGAACCGAGUCUUGAUGUCCAACAUGCAGCGCUAUGACUUGGCCUCUCAUUUAGGGAUCCGGGGCAGCCCCAGGGACAGUGAUGCUGAAAGCGAUGCGGGGAAGAAAGAAAGCGACGAUGAUUCUCGUCCUCCACACCGCAAGAGGGAAGGUCCCAUCGGUGGGGAGAGUGACUCAGAGGAGGUCCGCAACAUCCGUUGCUUGACCCCCACUAGAUCCUUCUACCCAGCACCAGCAGGGUGGCAGAAAAGCUUCACAGACCGGCAGCAAAUGAAGGACAUCCGCUGCGAAGCGGAACGCCUUGGCAAGACGAUUGACCGCCUGAUUUCGGACACAAGCACCAUAAUAACAGAGGCAAGAAUUUAUGUGGCAAAUGGGGACCUGUUUGGACUUAUGGAUGAUGAAGAUGAUGGCAGUAGGAUACGGGAGCACGAACUUCUUUACCGAAUAAAUGCCCAGAUGAAGGCAUUUAGAAAAGAGCUCCAGGCCUUUAUUGACACACUAGAAGUUCCAAAGUCUUCAGAUGAUCGAAGUACAGAUGAACCUUUGUCAGUGAGUCAGGUAGACUUUUACUUAAUAAGAUGCCUAGGUAAAAACUUUCAGCCCAAGGUGUUGUAUGGAUGGUUGACUGGCAUUUCCCUUACAUUCUUAUAUACCACGAAAGGCACAUUGUUUAAAUUUGCUGUGGCUUUCUUAGUUUGAAGUUUGUAGCGUAGUCCUAAUAAUUGGGUUACUAGCACCACACAGGGCUGGUAUGGGUUGGCAUGACUUGGCAAGUGCCCACACCUCUUCCGUGAGCCCAUUGCCAAGAGCCCCCUCUUCCCAUCUGCUGCUUCUCCCUGUCCGCUUGCCCUUUCCUUUGGACUCACCGGCGACAAAUGAAGGCAGCGUGAAGGAGAAAUACCAGACACUUCCUGUGGUAAGGAGGUAAUACAGUGAACAGUAAAGCGGAAGUGGUCUCAUAAUAAAAUUGUCGGCCAAAGGUUCUGCUGCAGUUUAUUCUGGGGGAGCGGAUCAUAUUUUGAAAUAUGCCACUUGUUAAAACCAUGGCCAGCUCAGGGUUUAGGGAGCCCCCAUCUGCACAUUAAAAUUGAGAAAGUAACAUGGCAGAAAUGAUUGGAUGCCUGGCUUAGGGGCAGAAUGUUUGACUAAUUAUCAUUUGAGAUGCAAAGAAGUGACCUGGUUAUAUAGAAUUAUGUGCCAUGAAGAUGUACGGAAGAUGGAUACUGAAUUUUAACCAGUACUUUCUAGGGCAGUUCUGAGGUUCUUCUUCCCUGUCUUACAAAAUGCACUUCUCUCUUCUGAACCUGAAACUAUACAGUUCCCUAUCCAUAGCUGAAAGGACUUCCUGUUACAAAUUGUACAGAUACAUUGAGAUACAGUUUCUUCCUCUCUUAAAAUGCUGAAACUUGGGUUAAUUCAGUGGAAUUUGUUGGCAGGCAUUUCAUAACAGUCAUUUUAGACAGCUAGCUUCAAAGUGACCUUGUACAUAUUUGCUUUUUUUUUUUGGUCAGGCCAUUUCUGUAGCGCUUAAUAUAUAAAAAUAUCUUUAAGCACUACAGAAACCAAAAACAACAGCAAGAGGCAAUUUAACAACAAUACAAUUUAAUACAAUUCAACAGCGACAGUGUUGCAUAUACAACUGUUAAAGGUAAAGGUAAAGGUACCCCUGCCCAUACGGGCCAGUCGUGUCCGACUCUAGGGUUGUGCGCCCAUCUCACUUAAGAGGCCGGGGGCCAGCGCUGUCCGGAGACACUUCCGGGUCACGUGGCCAGCAUGACGAAGCUGCUCUGGCGAGCCAGCACCAGCGCAGCACACGGAAACGCCGUUUACCUUCCCGCUAUAAAGCGGUACUUAUUUAUCUACUUGCACUUAGGGGUGCUUUCGAACUGCUAGGUGGGCAGGAGCUGGGACCGAACGACGGGAGCUCACCCCGCCGCGGGGAUUCGAACCGCCGACCAUACGAUCGGCAAGUCGUAGGCACUGAGGUUUUACCCACAGCGCCACCUGCGUCCCAUACAACUGUUACAUUAAUGCAAAUUACUAAUAAAUAUAGACCAAUAGCCUUCUCCUCCUGACACACCUCCUCUCAGCUCCAAGACUGUACACAUCCACCCUUGCUCUCAUUCAGGGCUGAACAAACUCACAGUUCUCCCACAAAAUCUCACAAUAAAGAGGGUUCCUGGAAUCUGCUGGCAUCAUCCUAGUUUCUCACUCUAGUCAUGUUUUGGAGGACUGGCACCAGGAGGAAAGAGCUUCCUCAGACUGCCUGCAUCAUUGUCCCAUGCAGCACUCAGCUGUACUGCACACACCCAGUUCACAAAACUAAGCCUCAGGUGUGGUUCUUUCUUUCUUUUCACUUGAAAUGUUAAGUUUGCUGCUUCAUUAACAUAGCGUUAUCUUGUCUUUGUAUCUACCUUCCCAGAUGUUCCAGCCUAUCAUUUUACUUAUUCUCAUCCUUGUAUUAUUUUCAUCCCUUUCUUAUGCAACAAUAUUUAAACUUGUCUUCCUUUUCACAUUGUUCUUUGUGCUGUAGUAAACAGACCUUUUUCAUCAUUUUGCCAUUCAUUGUAGUAUUCUUUUCAGUUUGUUUUGUUUUGUCCAUCCUUCCAAGAUAAGAAGUGCAAGAGCUGUAGUUUCUGUAGUAAUCGCUGCUGUAAAAACACUGAAGACUACUCACUGGAAAGAAGGGAUGCCAUCCCUCACAAGUCAAAUAAUAUAGGACACAAAAGAAACAAAACCCCCCACAACUGAACCAGAAUUGUGCUCAACCAAAAAGCUAGGUAAGCAUGUGAAAAACAGGUCUUUAUUCUUUUUAUAAUAAUCUUUCUUUUUUAGUAAGUUUGGGAUAAAAAUGAGGCUGAAACUUAUGCAAAAGUUGACUUUCCAGUAAUUGAAACAUAAUUUAGAAUGCUAGAAAUGUUGUAUGUUCCUCAUCCCAAAUUCUUACAUUGCAGUCGCAAGCUAACUAAAGGUUCCUGCAGUUUGUGCGAUGCAAAUAUACACAUUUGUAUAGGUGACAGAUAGCAGAGUUGUUCAAAACAGGGACUUCGAGUUUAUAAUAAUUCUACAUGGAGUUUGCCUGACUUCUACUCCUGACAGUUUAAGACACAGAACUUCUACUGAUAUCCUUUGGGAGCAAGGCUCUCGAGUCCACAAACAGCCCUCUGGCACAUGAGUGGCAGUUAAGAAACAACAGUGAAUCUCUUCUAGUCAAAAGCUUGUCAUAUAAAUUAUUAGAACAAGAUUGAAUUGUAGGUGGGUUUUUUCCCCUGUGUGUGCUUUAAAAAAAAAAAUUCAUUCCCUUGAGGAAAAGUUGCUUUGAGAGUCACCAUUUCCAGUUUCUGAAAAGCAAUUAAAAAAACCCCCAAGAGCAGGCUGCUCUGCUUACUCUCCCUUACUUCUGUUAGGCUGGGCUGCUGCUCAACCCCCAGCACAAUAAGCUUGACAAGUUUAAAUAUUUAAAAUACCACUGGAAUGGCUUGUGGAUCAUGAUGGUGCUACUGCAAAUAAGUAGAAGGUUCUCUCUUAAAGACUGCAAUAUUGCCUUGCUCUGAAGAAAUUUGUGCCCAGAACUCCUGAUUACAGUCAUAAUAAGACAUGACUCCGGCGACAUGUGUCAUCAACCCUUUGGAAGCAGAAAAAUACGCAGCCGUUGGAUAACAAGACAUUCACAGAAACAGUGCCAAAGUCUGUCAUGAUGAUAAAGAGAAAGAAAGCUAGAUAGAUGAACUGUAGAUGACCUUCAGAAGUUGUUUACAGCAUGUCUACAGCCUUAGGAAUAUCACACUCCAGUUCCUUUGCUUGGCUUGUGCUGGAUCAAUUUCAGGCUGCUGCUAUUGCAAGGGAAAACAAAAGCCGCCCCUGAAUUCUGUAUGCUGGUGCAAAAUCCUUACCAGCAAAAUGAUUAUGUGAAUGCUAUAAAUUAGUGAAAAUGAUAGCCAUCCAUUUCCAAUAGGGCACAUUAGAAAAGCUACUGUCAUAGCUAUUACUGUUCAUUAGAUUUAUAUCCCACCCUUUCCUCCCAAAGGAGCCCAGGAUGGCACACACACAGGUGAUAAUACACUUAAAACAGCUAUUUAAAAAGUGAGUACAGAUGCAGACUGGAAAAGACCUUUGCUUAAAAUGCUUGUUGAAAAAGGAAGCUCUUCAGUAAAGACUACAGAGAUGGCACUUUUCUACUGUUCAAGAGGAGGGAUGCGCAAUAGAUGGCCUUAUUUUUGUUUUGUUUUUUUAAAAGCAAAAGCUAGUUUUGUUUUUGUUUUGUUUCUACAUAUGAUUGAUUGUUGUUAAGAUAGAUAAAUGGAGGAAGGUUGAUACCAGACCUGCACUAAAUAUCAUACAUGCAUGGGCCAGUAAAAGAAUGCUCCCUUAGAAAAAGAACACUACAUUUUAUAAAAGAAGUCUUAAUGUUUUGCACAGGCUGAUUUGGCAAGGUUUUAAAAUGAGCUCUCUAUGAAACUUAAAACAUAUCAUAGACAGGAAAUUAUUUUUACGUAAACUAUGAGAAUAUGCAAUGUGAUACAGAUGGCAGAGACUUCAAAACUCUUCCAGGUGCUGACAUUACAUGAAAACCAGUUAUUAGAAUGAUGUUAAAUUGUCUUCAGUUGCAAAGUUGAUCUAACAGAGUUCCAAGGGUUUUCCUAGUUGAUAAGCUGAUACUCUCCUUUCUUUGAAGGAUAUAUGUGUGACUGGAACCCUUUCCCCUCCUCACUGCAUUCCCUGCUACGUUACAUCUGAACUGAAAUACUGCUGAAAGGAUUCUUCCUCUUCAAAAGGUUGGUGCACAGUUUGUUUUUCAUUCUAAAUUUUAUUCUUAUUUGAUGAUAAGAAUAAUUUCAAAUCGAGAUGGGUUUAAGCGUGGUUUUUUUGCACAUUUUUUGGGGUGUUUUUUGACACCAAACUGGGAGGGGUGGCUAACACCCCAGAGGACAGGAUCACACUUCAAAACGACCUUGACAGAUUAGAGAACUGGGCCAAAACAAACAAGAUGAAUUUUAACAGGGAGAAAUGUAAAGUAUUGCACUUGGGCAAAAAAAUGAGAGGCACAAAUACAAGAUGGGUGACACCUGGCUUGAGAGCAGUACAUGUGAAAAGGAUCUAGGAGUCUUGGUUGACCACAAACUUGACAUGAGCCAACAGUGUGAUGCGGCAGCUAAAAAGCCAAUGCAAUUCUGGGCUGCAUCAAUAGGAGUAUAGCAUCUAGAUCAAGGGAAGUAAUAGUGCCACUGUAUUCUGCUCUGGUCAGACCUCACCUGGAGUACUGUGUCCAGUUCUGGGCACCACAGUUCAAGAAGGACAUUGACAAACUGGAACGUGUCCAGAGGAGGGCAACCAAAAUGGUCAAAGGCCUGGAAACGAUGCCUUAUGAGGAACGGCUAAGGGAGCUGGGCAUGUUUAGCCUGGAGAAGAGGAGGUUAAGGGGUGAUAUGAUAGCCAUGUUCAAAUAUAUAAAAGGAUGUCACAUAGAGGAGGGAGAAAGGUUGUUUUCUGCUGCUCCAGAGAAGCGGACACGGAGCAAUGGAUCCAAACUACAAGAAAGAAGAUUCCACCUAAACAUUAGGAAGAACUUCCUGACAGUAAGAGCUGUUCGACAGUGGAAUUUGCUGCCAAGGAGUGUGGUGGAGUCUCCUUCUUUGGAGGUCUUUAAGCAGAGGCUUGACAACCAUAUGUCAGGAGUGCUCUGAUGGUGUUUCCUGCUUGGCAGGGGGUUGGACUCGAUGGCCCUUGUGGUCUCUUCCAACUCUAUGAUUCUAUGAUUCUAUUCUAAAUGGCUCUUCCCAUUGCUCUGUCCAGAAGAGUGGUUCUGAUGUUUGGGGACCAUGAACCCAGAUGACAUUUCAAGCCAGGAUUUGUGGGUUGUUGCUCCCAAAGCAGAAUAGCCAAGAGCAUGGGAGAAUGGAGACUUUUGAGCAUAGAAUUCUUUUGCAUAGAACUGUCAGUUAAUAUGUGCAGCCAUAGCCAAUGUGUGACAUGGAAACUGGAGAGAUGUAAAUAAAACACUGGAAGCAAAAGUGGAUGAGUAGGCCUAAAGGCCUAAAAUGGGCUGAAAUAGAACCAGAAUGCUUCUUGCACCACCUGGAGAACCAAAUGCCCACCACAUAUAGCGGGACUGUAUGACUAGUAGAGCACCAAAUGAAGAGUCUUCAAGAAAGAGGUACCUGUGCAAACCCUGCAAAGCUUAACAGAGCAACAAAAGUAACUAAAUUGAUUUCUGGGUGGCUAAGCUGACUCAAGAUCCCGCUAAGUUUUGCUGGAAAAGCUUCAAAAGAGCUAUGGGAGGGGGGAAUUGACUUUCUCCUGCAAUUCAAAGUUCCAGGAGGAGCAGUGAGUACAGUCAGGUUCUGAAUUUGCCAGAAUGGUAGGAAUGAGAAACUGGGACAGGAAGGUUGAGGAACGGAGGACCAGCAGAAGAAUUCAACCAAGUACAUUGGAGUUUACUCCAAGUAUGGCAAAGAGAAGCAGAAUUUUGCAUGAGGUAUAAUCUACUUUUUAAAAAUGUAUUCCAUUUUUAUUCUGCCCUUCUUCCAUUUUACAUAUUCUGCCAUAGUAGAAAUUUUAAGAAGAGCUCUAAAGGAUGAUUUAAAUAUUUUGAUUCCCAUAUGGAAGCUGUCAAAAAUGCUUCCUGGUUGCAGGGAUUGUUUUCCUGAGGUGAAGCUCCACAAACAGGGGCCACCACUAAAAAGGUCUAUUCUCAUGUGGCCACCGCCACACCGUUCUUGGGUGAAGCACCUAUACCACUGCGAAAGAAUAUGCCGCUGGUAUAUAUGUUGUCAGUGUUCCAUUGGACGCAUUCUAAUUCUAAAAAGUACAAAGACCUUGAUGCAAGCAUAUGAACAGUGAUGAGAAGUAUGUCAUUCUCAGCUAACUGCUUGUCUUUGGUUUAAUUAUUUUUCCACUUCCUAGAGAGCAGGGCAAUUUUCUGAUAUUCAUUUUCAUAAUAGUAAUAACUUUUAAUUUUAAUUCUAGAACUUAGCCUUUUUACUCUAAGAGGAUAACAUGGCAUUAGUAAAGGAGAGAAAUAAUCUCAUUAUGCUAUUGUAAAUCCUUUGCCAUAAUCUUCCUUUUGAACAAUGUUCAAGGCUGCUUGAAAUAAAAUAAAAUUACACUCUUUUUUAUCUUGGGAAAGAGAGAAGAAAAAGGAUUAAAAAUAAAAGCAACACCAGGUUAUCAAACUGGGUUGGAGAAGGAAAUAUUAUUUAAUGAGGAAGAGAUUAUUGUUUCAUUAUAUUUUUCUCUUUGCACCCUGGGGAGAAGGCAACAAAAGUACCCUUCCUGUGUGGAAACUAGCCAGCUUCUCUAGUGGCAAUAACUGGGCAUAUGUGGUUGUGCUCUGAUUUUCUUGCUAGGUUGCCCCAAGGUUGGGGCUCCUGAGCUGAAAGUGACCUUCUCUAGUGGUAGAAAUCACCAGCUCUAUUAUAACAUGGCUUAUGGGCAGGGAUUAUGGGAGUUCUCGUGCAACAACAUAUGGAGGGGCAGAUUUCUCACCCACUUUAAAGUCUUUCUGCCGCAGGCAUUUUGUGUCUUCCUUAGUUUCUUGACACAUACAAGACUUCCGUCAUUUCAUCUUUCUAUUACAUGGUUGUUGAGGUUUCUUCUGACUUCUUUACCCAAGAAGCUGCCUUUUGUUUUCUAGGUGUCUUUGCCAGCUAAACAGUCAAUUGGGAAAAGUUUCUCUCAGCCAACUUGACAAGCGACUAGAUGGGACCUGCAGGUCAGCACCACAUGCAGUGUGAAGGAUAGCCUGGAAUUGACACACUCCGGGGUUUUUAUUGAGAGAUCCCAGUGGAUGCAAACUCAAGAGUUGAUUCAAUGCUGUUGUGAAAUCUCCAUACCUCACCUGGACUCUCAUUUUCAUGUUCCUAACCGUGGCAAGUUCUAUUGCAAUCAUAUGUUGAUCAAUGAUGACCCCUCCUUUUUGACUUUGCUGGAGAAGCGUAUUUGAUUCGUAGAUCAUCCUUAGAGUCUUCAGUGUUUUUAACAAUAAGAUAAGAACGCCCUUCCCACAUGUGUAUAUAUAUCCUUUCGUAGCUCACAGCCGUUUUUGUUUUCAAUUACUCGUGCUGAUAUUCAUCGCCUCCAUUUUUUUGUAAUUUAAAUAAUGUACAGCUCUGUAUAUUCUGUCUUUCAAUGCAAACAGCGGGAAGAAAUGCUGUACGCAUGAUCAUGUGUUUGUAAGUGCAUGUGUUGGAAUAGGAAGUAUACCAGUCUGUAUUUAGAAGAGACAAACUCAGUACUAGUACUGACACUGAAAUUAUAGGCCUACACACACACACACACACACACACACACACACACCUAACUUUGUGGUUUAUUUUGAAGGUUAGAAAAGACAUAGCUCUGGUGAUAAUUAUAUUUUGUAUAUAUUUUACAGGUUUCACAGGUCUAAUCUAGUAUUUGAUAUACAGAAACUGACAAUAGGCUUUUUGUUUUUGUUUUUGUAAAUGGAUAGCAGUGAUAAGGCAUUUGCACAAUAUUUACCAGAGGCAGAAUAGCUCAUUGGAUCGAUUCCUCAUUCAUGGUUGAUGCUCCUUUUUUCCUGCUUCACUUCUCUAAACAUUGCAGUGCUAGGUCAAAAUCAGCUGGGCCUAUUUUUCUGAAUUAAAUGAACUGCUGCUCAUAACUGCAUUAGCCUACAUACCUAAAAAUGGUCAACUUUCAUAAAGCGCUUACACCUGCCAUUCGUUGUCGCAUUGCUUGGAGACUAAAUUCCAGUGCAUUUUUAUUUGCAGUGUUCAGUGUGUGUUGCACAGAGGGGAAAGGACAAGACGGACGGCUGCACAAUGUCUUUGUGAAGAACUCACCCUUACAAGAAAUUCAGGGCUUCUGCUAGAACUGGCCCCAAAUCUUGAGAUGCCCAUUUCCCUGUCAGCUGCAGAACAUGAUAAGGAGCUGAGGUGGGAAAACACUAACUGUUACAGUGUCCAGACAUGAAGUAAGAUGCAGCCAAGCCAUUUAGGCAAUUGCUGUCAGGGUUUGCUGAACGUCGGGGCUUAAAGCUAAACUGGGUGGAUUUUGUACAGCUCCUCCCCCUUCCCAUUACAUUGGUUCAGACUGCAGUCAGAGGUCUGGCAAGGCAAAGUUGGUUUGGAACAAAAGUAGAAGCUGUUGAAGUACAGUGGUCUACUUCUCUUCUGCUUUUCUUAAUCUCCGACUGGGCUUCAGAUGUCCAAGGCAAUUGCACACAUUCUGCUCCCUUGGGUGAUACAAGCAGCUCUCUGCUGUGAGGUUUGCUUGCAUUUUGGCAUAAAGUACAUGCUGAAUCCAGAUAACUUUUCUGGCUUGCCAGAAUGUUUAGACUGAUGGCAUUAGAAAUAUCUAUUUGUCAUAACCCGUCUCUGUGUUUUGGGCUGUUAGUGUGCUGUGUACAUGGCCUGGCUUAUUUCCCUUCCCAGCAGUCUUAAUGAAAUAUAGAUCCUGCUGAGAUGUCUUAUUUUAAGAAUCAUAAAAAUGCCUUCUUUUUAUCCUCCUUAGAACUACAUAGGAGGAGCAAACAGCAAUCCACUCAGCUUACUUAGGAACAAAGAGGCAGUUCUGUUACAUCAGCCUGGUUUCUUACAUUUCCCUUCCCAACUCCAACUAAGUACAGGUAGCAUGUUCACAGACAUUUCAGGCAAGCUUUCAGCAUCCACCAAUAGCUCAGUUGGUUAGAGCAUGGUCCUAACGCCAAGGUUGCAGGUUUGAUCCUCGUACGGGUCAGCUGCACAUUUUUGCAUUGUAGGGGGUUGGACUAGAUGAUCCUCAGGGUACCUUCCGAUUCGAUGUUUCUAUGAUACCAUUUUGCUUAAUGGGCAUUUUCUUAAGUUUGCAAAGAGAAGGACUAAUGUUGUCUUGUAAGGUGACUGUAAUACUCUUGGGGAAAUUAUUGUGCUAAUCCAGAUAGUGAUUCUAUUACCGUCAUUGUGUCAGUAAAAGAACCAGAGAAUAGACUAGUUUAUAUACCGCACUAAAGUUUGUUUUUUUAAAAAAUCAAAAUUCUGUGCUAUGUAAUUAAUGCCAACAAAAGCGUUUUCUCCCUUCUCACAAAGAAUUAUAUCUUUCUAAUCUACAUAACCAGAUAUUUGAAUUCUAUAAAUAGGUAGGUAGGUGGUCAGUUGUUUGAUUUUUGGAUUUAAACACUCAGCCUGAUAAAACAGAGCUCCCAUUGCAAAUAGUACCCAGUGGCUGCAAGGGAAGCUUCAGUGCAAUGUGUUAUCUAGUUACAUCUCUUUUAAAUGGAUAAUGGUGUGAAAUGUGUUUAGCAUUAUAUAAAGAAAGUUUGUGACUAAACUUUUUGUAGCGUGUGGGUUCUGGUGUGUUGUGCUCUCCUGCUGGAACUUCCAAGGAAACAAAACAGACUUAUUAAGACUCUUUCUCCUGCCCCCCACCCCGGAUUGAGAAACUGUACCAACACUGGUGAUGGGUUUACCAUAUUGGCAUAGCUUACUUCCUCCGGUCUCUUGUGUUGGUCUUCUGGCUUCCACUGCUCUCUGGACUAGGAAUAGGAGCUGGUAGUGGUAGCAGAGAAGGAUCAAAGGAAGAGCUAGGCAGGAGAGCAAGUGGUGCAGUCCAGAGAUGUUUGCAGAGGGACUGACAAGUUGCAGCUGAGCUAAAUCUUGCUGCUGCAGUUUCUGUAACCCUGUAGGUUUGUGUCAGUGGGAAACUAGCAAACAUUAGGUACUAAAUAUCCAUUUUCUGCUUGAUCAGACCUUGCUGAGUGCUUCCCUAGCUCUAGAAAAAAUUCUGAAGUAUAUUAAAGAACUGCAGUCAUAUGAUCCCUUACUUGGAGUACGCUCUGGCAAGCAAAACAGGAUUUACUUUCAAGUUACGAUUGGUCCGACAUGCUGAAAUCCUGAGCAUAGUUACUUGGGAAUAAAUCCUAUUAAUCACAUUUGGACUGAUUUGGGAGUAAACAUGCCAGGGAUUUGGCUGCACCUGACUCCCCCCCCCCCCCCCAUAGACUUUCUAAACUAUUAUUUUUGUUUUAGACCAUCAUGAUAGAAUUCCUUUUCCAUUCUGUGUCUUGGUAAAAUCUCAAUUCAGAUAUAUGGUUUUUUAUUCAGCUUCAUAAACAUAUAAUGAGGCAUUCCUUUGCUGUCCUGCUUUUGAGGUGUGUCUUUGUAUUUGGCAUUGCCAUUGAAAUAAACCAAACGUGUGUUUUAUGAACCUUGCAUGAGAAUGAAGUAAGACUGUCUAAACUGCAACAGAACCAGCUAUCUUCUCGGGCACAGAGGACUCCGUCAUCAAGUGGCUCACACUACCAACUAUUAAAAUGUUAGUAUGGUGAGGCAUGUGGGGAAACCCUGGAGUUUGAAAAUAGGCUUGAUGUAGGCACCCCACAAUUUUAAAACUUAGUUUAUUUAAAAAGUAGGCUUUUAGGGUGCCUGGGAGCAGAAAUAGUGGUUGAUAAAGGCGAACAGCCCAAAGUUCUCUCCAAAUUUGGAGUCGCUCAGUGCAUAUUUAUGUGCCAGGUGCUGCUUGUCUGUGCAACCAGCAUCCAGUGCAAGAUUUUGGAAAGCCCACAAUAUAUAUUCAAUUGUCUUGUAUGGCCAGAGGGG
Podarcis lilfordi (Lilford's wall lizard) is the source of this 24560-nucleotide messenger RNA. The record is from the annotation of a GenBank genome assembly. Lineage: Eukaryota; Metazoa; Chordata; Lepidosauria; Squamata; Lacertidae.